UCCUGUUCCUAGAAUGUAAGCUAUAAUUCAUUGUGCAACCUUUUUGCUGUGCAGUGAUAUUGCUGAGGUGUGGCACGUGCACGAAGCAAGCAGUAAAACUCCAGAAUGAAGAAGGUGCAAGUUGUCGUAAUUGGAGCAGGUGUGGUUGGGAUGUCUACAGCCGUGUGUAUAGCGGAGGCUUUGCCCUUCUGCACCGUCACUGUACUGGCUGAGAAAUUCUCUCCAGACACCACUAGUGAUGUAGCUGCUGGGAUCCUUCUGCCCAAGGAGAUUCAAGGUGUUCCUCUGGAACGUCAGCAACGUUGGUUUAAAGGCACAUUUGAUCAUCUGCUGGCAAUUACUGAAUCACCACAGACCUCAGAAGCAGGAGUAUUCAUGAGUUCAGGAUACCAAAUAUUCAAAGAGGUCCCUAGUAUCACAAAACCAUACUGGGCUGAUAUUGUGUUUGGAUUUCGGAUUAUGACGGAUCGUGAGAUGAAGAGAUUCCCCAAUUAUAAGUUUGGUCAAGCUAUAACGACUUUAAAGUGUGAAAGCCUCAGAUAUCUGCCAUGGCUGGAGAAAAGGUUGACCAAAGCAGGUGGUCAGAUGAAACGAGAGAAAGUGACCGACCUUCAGCAGCUUGCUCAUAGCUACGAUGUCAUCGUCAACUGCUCCGGCCUCGGCUCCCGUUCUUUGGUGGGAGAUGAGCAGGUCUACCCAGUACGUGGCCAGAUUCUCAAAGUGCACGCUCCCUGGCUGAAGCAUUUCAUUCGUGUUAUAGAUGGAAAUGCCUACAUCUACCCUGGCAUCGACUACGUCACUCUGGGGGGGACACAGCAGGUGAAUGAUUGGCGUUUGGAGGUGGAUAAGGAUGAUAGCAAGGGCAUCAUGGAGCGCUGCAGUAAGCUUGUACCAGCCCUAAGGACCGCCCAGGUGCUGGGAGAAAAGGUGGGACUGAGGCCUGGCAGGAGUAACCUGCGUCUAGAGAGAGAAUGGCUGCAGGUUCAGGAGCGGCAGGUGCCACUGGUUCACAACUAUGGCCAUGGCUCCUGGGGCAUCUCUCUGAGCUGGGGCAGUGCACUAGAGGCACUGGACUUGGUGAGGAGAAGUCUGCAUGAGAAACCACCUCGUGCCAGACUGUGAAUGCACAGAAAUCAUAUACACAUAAGCUCCCUGGACUAAAAAUGACUAUACAAUAGGGGUUUCCAAACUUUUUUUAAAGGGUGCCAAAUUAGACUACAUUAAAAAAAAAAAUAUAGGAGUCGAGUGGAGGCAUAAGUAUUAGAAGUGCAAGAAAUUACACAAGCAACUCAUUUUUUCUCCACAGACUAGGUGUGCAGCUCAGCUAGAGCUCGUAGGUUUACACUUUCAUUUCAUUAACAUUUAUGGCAUUUGCAUCAAAUAAAACCUCAGAGCUUGGCCAACAACUGAAAAUCAAGUUGUACAAGUUUAUUAACUUACAUUCAUUCAGGUGCAGUACCUAUUGACACUUUAAAAUAUUUGGGAUGUGUGCUCUUAGUGGACGCCGUUAUACUUUAGCUGGGGAGCUAAAAAUAUCAUUAUAUUCACUGACCAAAUUCAUCAAAUUAAUCUAAUCCGAUAGCUGUAGUAUUGAGAGAACUUGCAGCAAACUAUGAACUAACACAAUUAUUAAAAACAAUGUAAUUGUUUUUUAGUUUAGCUAUCGCCUGUGAUUCCUUUUACAUUUGCUAAGUGUAAGUGAUUUAUACGUGCAACAGCUAGAAUUAUAUUAAUAACAAAAAUUUGCACUAUGCUUAUUGGUUAUAUGGAGCACUAUGUGCUCAACUGUAAUUAUUAGGCUUAUGUGCUCAACUGUAAUUGUUAUAAUUAUUUUAAUAAACACAUUUUUUCAUUAACAAA
Messenger RNA from Ictalurus punctatus (channel catfish), 1860 nucleotides. It is a transcript of the gene ddo, whose product is annotated as D-aspartate oxidase. The transcript is spliced from 5 exons. NCBI's taxonomy places the organism in Eukaryota, Metazoa, Chordata, Actinopteri, Siluriformes, Ictaluridae. The record is from RefSeq and is a predicted model, not a curated record. Gene Ontology annotation, molecular function: D-amino-acid oxidase activity; FAD binding. The coding region runs from base 106 to 1122 and encodes 338 amino acids.